AUGGCUCCCGAAGCUACAAGCGGCGCCAACGGCCAUGCCUCAUAUGCGGAGAAGCACAGCAUUGCUCCUCACUUCAUUGGCGGCAACAGGCUGGCCAAUGCCCCUGCAAGCAAGGUCAAGGACUUUGUGGCCGAGCAUGACGGCCACACUGUCAUCACAAACGUUCUCAUCGCCAACAACGGUAUCGCCGCCGUCAAGGAGAUUCGAUCCGUCCGAAAAUGGGCCUACGAGAUGUUUGGCGACGAGCGCGCCAUUCACUUUACCGUCAUGGCCACCCCAGAGGACUUACAAGCCAACGCCGACUACAUUCGCAUGGCCGACCACUAUGUCGAAGUCCCCGGCGGCACAAACAACCACAACUACGCCAACGUCGAGCUCAUUGUCGACAUUGCUGAGCGCAUGAAUGUCCAUGCUGUCUGGGCUGGCUGGGGCCACGCUUCCGAAAACCCCAAGCUUCCCGAGUCCCUCGCCGCCUCCCCCAAGAAGAUCGUCUUUAUCGGACCCCCUGGCGCUGCCAUGCGCUCACUGGGUGACAAGAUCUCCUCCACAAUUGUCGCCCAGCACGCCAAAGUCCCUUGCAUUCCCUGGUCUGGCACCGGCGUCGACAAGGUUGACGUUGACGACAAGGGCAUUGUCACCGUCGCCGAUGACGUCUACGCCAAGGGCUGUGUCACCUCCUGGCAGGAGGGUCUGCAAAAAGCCAAAGAAAUUGGUUUCCCCGUCAUGGUCAAGGCCUCCGAGGGCGGUGGUGGCAAGGGUAUCCGAAAGGUCACCAACGAGGAAGAGUUUGAGGCCCUCUACAAGGCCGCCGCCAACGAAAUCCCCGGCUCCCCCAUCUUCAUCAUGCAACUCGCCGGCAACGCCAGACAUUUGGAGGUCCAGCUGCUCGCCGAUCAGUACGGCAACAACAUCUCCCUCUUUGGCCGUGACUGCUCCGUCCAGCGUCGCCACCAAAAGAUUAUCGAGGAGGCCCCCGUCACCAUUGCCAACGCCGCCACCUUCAAGGCCAUGGAAGACGCCGCUGUUCGUCUCGGCAAGCUCGUCGGCUACGUCUCUGCUGGUACCGUCGAGUAUCUCUACUCACACGCCGACGACAAGUUCUACUUUCUCGAGCUGAACCCCCGUCUCCAGGUCGAGCAUCCCACCACCGAAAUGGUCACUGGCGUCAACCUGCCCGCCGCCCAGCUCCAGAUUGCCAUGGGUCUGCCCCUUCACAGGAUCCGCGACAUUCGUCUGCUCUACGGCGUCGACACCAAGGCCAUCACCGAGAUUGACUUCAACUUUGAGAACGAGGGCGCCGGCGAGACUCAGCGUCGCCCCAAGCCUCGCGGUCACACUACUGCCUGUCGUAUCACGUCGGAGGAUCCUGGCGAGGGCUUCAAGCCUUCCAACGGUGUGCUGCACGACCUCAACUUCCGCUCAUCCUCCAACGUCUGGGGUUACUUCUCCGUCGGUACCCAGGGUGGUAUUCACUCCUUCUCCGACUCGCAAUUUGGGCAUAUUUUCGCUUACGGCGAGAACCGCGCCGCCUCGAGAAAGCACAUGGUCGUCGCCCUCAAGGAGCUGAGCAUUCGCGGUGACUUCAGAACCACCGUCGAGUAUCUCAUCAAGCUGCUUGAGACGGAGGAUUUCGAGGACAACACAAUCUCCACCGGCUGGCUCGACGAGCUCAUCUCCAAGCGCUUGACCGCCGAGCGCCCCGACACCAUGCUUGCCGUCAUCUGCGGUGCCACCACCAAGGCCCACAUUGCCUCGGAAGCUUGCAUGGCCGAGUACCGCGCAGGUCUUGAAAAGGGUCAGGUCCCCUCCAAGGACAUUCUGCGCACCGUUUUCAACAUUGACUUCAUCUAUGAGGGCUUCCGCUACAAGUUUACCGCUACCCGCUCCAGCAGUGACAGCUACAACUUGUUCAUCAAUGGUUCCAAGUGCUCUGUCGGCGUUCGUGCCCUCUCCGAUGGUGGUUUGCUGAUUCUGCUCGACGGCCACUCCCACAACGUCUACUGUAAGGAGGAAGUUGGUGCCACUCGCAUAUCUGUCGACAGCAAGACAUGUCUCCUCGAGCAGGAAAACGACCCUACUCAGCUGCGCACCCCCAGUCCGGGUAAGCUCGUCAAGUACACUGUCGAGAACGGUGCCCACCUCAAGGCCGGUGCUACCUAUGCCGAAGUCGAGGUCAUGAAGAUGUACAUGCCCCUCGUCGCUCAGGAGGACGGUAUCGUCCAGCUCAUGAAGCAACCCGGUGCCACGCUCGAGGCUGGUGACAUUCUCGGUAUAUUGGCCCUUGAUGAUCCCAGCCGCAUCAAGCAGGCCCAGAGCUUCGUUGAUAAGCUGCCCACCCUCGGUGAUCCCGUUGAUCUCGGUGCCAAGCCAGCUCAGCGCUUCCAGCUCCUCCACAACAUCAUCAACAACAUUCUGCUCGGUUACGACAACUCCGUCGUCAUGCAGCCCGCCCUCAAGGGGCUCAUUGAGGUUCUCCGCAACCCCGAGCUACCCUUUAGCGAGUGGAACGCGCAGUUCUCUGCUCUGCACUCCCGAAUGCCUCAGAAGCUGGAUGCCCAGUUUGGUCAGAUUGUUGAGCGUGCCAAGGCUCGCCAUGCCGACUUCCCUGCUCGCGCGCUGCAAAAGGCCUUUUCCAAGUUCCUCGAGGAUAAUGUAGCCGCCGCCGAUGCUGACCCGCUACGCGCCACCCUUGCUCCCCUGACGCACAUUCUGGACAUUUAUGCCGAUGGCCAAAAGGUCCGCGAACUCAACCUCAUCCGCGGCCUCCUUGAGUCCUUUUGCGAUGUCGAGAGCCUCUUCCGCGGCAGCAGCCAAGAGGAGAGCGUCAUCCUUCAGCUUCGUGAACAAAACAAGGAGAAUAUCAACAAGGUCGUACAAACCGCCCUCUCUCACAGCCGUGUCAGCGCCAAGUCGUCCCUCGUCGUCGCCAUCCUCGACGAGUACCGCCCCAACAAGCCCAAUGUCGGCAAUGUUGGCAAGUACCUGCGCGAUACCCUUCGCAAGCUUACUGAGCUCUCUUCGCGCACCACUUCCAAGGUCUCCCUCAAGGCUCGCGAGAUUAUGAUUCAGUGCGCUCUGCCUUCUCUCGAGGAGCGUACCUCGCAGAUGGAGCACAUUCUUCGCUCCUCUGUCAUUGAGUCUCGCUACGGUGAGAGCGGCUGGGACCACCGCGAACCUAGCCUGGACAUCAUCAAGGAGGUUGUCGACUCCAAGUACACCGUCUUUGACGUGCUGACCCUCUUCUUUGGCAACGAGGACCACUGGGUGUCGGUUGCUUCGCUCGAGGUCUACAUCCGCCGCGCGUACCGUGCCUAUAUCCUCAACAAGAUCAACUACCACUCUGAUGAGAGCGACAACCCCCAGUUCAUCUCCUGGGACUUCAAGCUGCGCAAGCUUGGUGAGGCCGAGUUUGGUCUGCCUGCCCAGUCUGCUGCUCCCUCCGCUCCUGGUACUCCCCUUGGUAGCGAGCUUGGUAAGCGCAUCUAUUCUAUUAGUGAUAUGUCGUACCUCGACGCCAAGAUCAGCGAGGAGCCAAGCCGCAUCGGUGUCAUUGUUCCUUGCAAGUACAUUGACGAGGCGGAUGACCUCCUGCAAAAGGCUCUCGAGGCCAUUGCCUUCCAGCAGAAGCAGAACCGCCAGACCACUGCCUCUGGCCUCAUUGCUGACCUCAGCGGCAAGCGCAAGCCUAUCCAGCCCGCCACACCUCGCGGUCCCGCCGAGGACCUGAGCGCCGUCGUCAACAUUGCUGUCCGCGAUGCUGAGAGCAAGGACGACCAGGAGACGCUUUCUCGCAUCCGUCCCAUCGUUGCUCAGUUCAAGGAUGAACUCCUUGCCCGCGGUGUCCGCCGCCUGACCUUCAUCUGCGGCCACAGCGACGGCUCGUACCCCGGCUACUACACGUUCCGUGGACCCCACUAUGAGGAAGAUGACAGCAUUCGUCACAGCGAGCCCGCGCUGGCUUUCCAGCUUGAGCUUGCUCGUCUGUCCAAGUUCAACAUCAAGCCCGUCUUCACUGAGAACAAGAACAUUCACGUUUACGAGGGUGUGGGCAAAGCUGCGGAUACUGACAAGCGCUACUUUACUCGUGCUGUCAUUCGUCCUGGCCGUCUCCGUGACGAGAUCCCCACGGCUGAGUAUCUCAUCUCCGAGGCUGACCGCGUUGUCAAUGACAUUUUCGACGCUCUCGAAAUCAUUGGCAGCAACAACACGGACAUGAACCACAUCUUUAUGAACUUUAGCCCCGUGUUCCAACUUGCCCCCUCCGAGGUUGAGCACAGCCUCCAGGGCUUCCUCGACCGCUUCGGCGCCCGCGGCUGGAGACUCCGUGUGUCCAACGUUGAGAUUCGCAUCAUCUGCACUGAUCCCACUACUGGAGCGCCAUACCCUCUGCGUAUUGGCAUCACCAACACCUCUGGCUAUGUUGUUGACGUCGACUUGUACGCUGAGCGCAAGUCGGACAAGGGCGAAUGGGUCUUCCACAGCAUUGGCGGCACCAAGGAGAAGGGCCCCAUGCAUCUCCUGCCUGUCAACACGCCCUAUGCCACCAAGAACUGGGACCAACCCAAGCGUUACGAGGCUCACCUCAUGGGCACUCAGUACGUCUACGACUUCCCCGAGCUCUUCCGCCAGGCCAUUCAGAACAGCUGGGUCAAGGCUGUUAAGAGCCAGCCUGGCCUUGCGGCCCACCAGCCCAAGACGGGAAACUGCAUCACCUUUACUGAGCUGGUUCUCGAUGACAAGGACGACCUGGAUGAAGUCAACCGUGAGCCUGGAACCAAUAAGUGUGGUAUGGUUGGUUGGCUCAUCAAGGCUCGCACUCCCGAGUACCCUGCCGGCCGUCGCUUCGUAGUUGUCGCCAACGAUAUCACUUACAAGAUUGGCUCCUUUGGUCCCAAGGAAGAUAACUUCUUCCAUAAGUGUACCGAACUGGCGCGCGAGCUAGGCAUUCCUCGCAUCUACCUGUCAGCCAACUCUGGUGCCCGUCUUGGUCUUGCCAACGAGCUGAUGCCCCACUUCAAAGUCGCCUGGAACGAUGUGACCAAGCAGGACAAGGGCUUCCGCUAUCUGUACCUUGACCAGGCUGGCAAGGACCGCUUCAAGAAGGACGUCAUUACCGAGGAAAUUUCCGAGGCCGGCGAGAAGCGCCACCGCAUCGUCACCAUUAUUGGUCAGGAGGAUGGCCUCGGUGUCGAGUGUCUGCGUGGCUCUGGUCUGAUUGCCGGUGCCACCAGCCGUGCUUACAACGACAUCUUUACCGUGACGCUGGUUACCUGCCGUUCCGUGGGUAUUGGUGCCUACCUCGUCCGUCUUGGCCAGCGUGCUGUCCAGGUCGAGGGUCAGCCCAUCAUCCUAACUGGUGCUCCUGCCUUGAACAACCUGCUUGGUCGCGAGGUCUACACUUCCAACCUGCAGCUCGGUGGUACCCAGAUCAUGUACCGCAACGGUGUCUCGCACAUGACUGCCAACGACGACUUUGAGGGUGUCUCGCGCAUUGUUGAAUGGAUGUCUUAUGUCCCUGAGAAGCGCAACGCCCCCAUCCCUGUCAGCCCGAGCACCGACACCUGGGACCGCGACGUCACCUACUGCCCUCCCCUGAGGCAGCCGAACGAUGUUCGCUGGAUGAUUGCCGGUAAGCAGGACGAGACGGGCUUCCAGAGCGGUCUCUUUGACAAGGACUCGUUUGUCGAGACCCUCGGAGGCUGGGCCCGCACGGUCGUCGUCGGUCGUGCCCGUCUUGGUGGUAUCCCUAUGGGUGUCAUUGCCGUUGAAACCCGCAGUGUCGAAAACACUACCCCGGCCGACCCUGCCAACCCCGACUCUAUCGAGCAGGUCAGCAACGAAGCGGGUGGCGUCUGGUACCCCAACUCUGCAUUCAAGACUGCCCAGGCUAUCAACGACUUUAACAAUGGUGAGCAGCUGCCGCUGAUGAUUCUUGCCAACUGGCGUGGUUUCUCUGGUGGUCAGCGCGACAUGUAUAACGAAGUCCUCAAGUACGGUUCGUUCAUUGUUGACGCCCUCGUCAAGUAUGAGCAGCCUGUCUUUGUGUACAUUCCUCCCCACGGCGAGCUCCGCGGUGGUUCGUGGGUCGUCGUUGAUCCCACCAUCAACCCCAACGUCAUGGAGAUGUACGCCGACGAAGAGGCGCGCGGUGGUGUGCUCGAGCCCGAAGGCAUCAUUGGUAUCAAGUACCGCAAGGCCAAGCAGCUUCAGACCAUGGCCCGCAUGGAUGAGACGUACGCGCAGCUCAAGAAGAACCUGGAGGACCCCAAUACCUCCAAGGAGGAGGUCGAGGAGAUCAAGACCAAGAUGGACGCACGCGAGCGCCAGCUGCUCCCUGUGUACUCGCAGAUUGCCAUUCAGUUUGCCGAUCUCCACGACCGGGCGGGCCGCAUGAAGGCCAAGGGCGUGGUCCGCGAUGUGCUGGAGUGGUCCAACGCGCGCCGCUUCUUUUACUGGCGCGUGCGCCGCCGGCUCAGCGAGGAGUAUAUGCUGCGCCACAUGGCCACCAGCACGCUGAACCAAAAGGAGUCGACCGCCACGACCAACACGACGCGGGAGCACAAUCUCAAGCUCCUCCAGUCGUGGUCGCGUAUUGAGAAGUGGGAGAAGGACGACCAGGCGGUGGCGGAGUGGUACGAAAAGGAGCGCCGGUCGAUUGGCGAAAAGGUCGAGACGCUCAAGGCGGAGAAGCUGUCGAGCCAGCUGGCCGAGGUGGUGCGUCGCAACAAGGAGGCGGGCUUCAAGGGCAUCCGAGAGGUGCUCCGUAUCAUGCCUCUGGAGGAGCGUGAUGCGAUUCUGGAGUAUCUGAGGCAGUGA
This is a messenger RNA of Cordyceps militaris CM01, 6816 nucleotides long. Its product is annotated as acetyl-CoA carboxylase. The record is from RefSeq and is a predicted model, not a curated record. Gene Ontology annotation, molecular function: metal ion binding; acetyl-CoA carboxylase activity; ATP binding. The transcript has 3 exons. The coding region runs from base 1 to 6816 and encodes 2271 amino acids. Gene Ontology annotation, biological process: fatty acid biosynthetic process. Lineage: Eukaryota; Fungi; Ascomycota; Sordariomycetes; Hypocreales; Cordycipitaceae.